CCCCGCCCCCAGAUGAAGCUCCCAGUAAAAGGAGAUAGAUAACAGUAAACUUUCAGCGAGAGGGCUGUUUAUCCAUAACUUUGGUAACAUAUCCCGUCCGUUUUGUCAUCAGCCGUCCCCUCCAAGCAACGGAACGCUGUGAAUGUCCAGCCGUGACAAGAACGACUCUAAUAUCCGCAUCCACCGGAGCGACUUUAUCUUCAACCAAGCAUACUUUGACAUUUGCUGGAGACUCUGCAUGCUGGGGCUUGAAGUUGACUUCCUGUAGACUGCUUCAUAGAGAGGGAAACCUUUUGUGAAAAAGCAGGAGAAAGGCCUGUUCACCCACCUUCAUCAUACUGGAAGCUACAUGAUGGCAGGAAGAUUCCCCAUUCCCUUCUUACUUCUUGCAAUAUGCUGCCUGGCAACUGCAGUGCCAUUGUUUCGAAGCCCAUGUGAGCUGCUGCCGGUGGGGGUGGGGCACCCUGUACAGGCCACAUUGAGGAGCUUCACCGCCCUGUCAGGCUGUGCCAGCAGGGGCACCACGAGCCUCCCUCAGGAGGUCCAUAUCAUCAACCUGAGGGGACAUGUUCCAGAGGGACCAGACAACAGCCCAGCUGAAGUGGAGCUGCAUCUGAAGCCGAUUCAGUCUUUGUUACGCCAUCAGAAACCACUGGUCUUUGUGCUCAACUCCCCCCAACCACUGAUCUGGAAGAUCAAGACAGAGAACCUGGCCCAGGGCAUUAAGCAUACCUUUCAUGUAUCUGAGGGCUCAGAGGUCUACUUUCAGCCGGGAAACUUCUCCCUCUUCUGCCGGAUCCAGAAGGAGACCCUUCCCCAUGGCAACGAGCACCUCCUCAACUGGGCCCAGAAGAAGUACAGGGCAGUCACCUCUUUCUCUGAGCUCAGGCUGACUCAAGACAUUUACAUCAAAGUCGGAGAAGAUCCACUGUUUUCGGACACUUGCAAGAUUGAUACCAAGUUCUUGUCUCUGAACUACCUGGGAGGCUACGUGGAGCCACAGACAUCAAAGGGUUGUGUCCUGUCUGGACCCGACAAAGACCAAGAAGUCCACAUCAUUGAGCUCCAAGCCCCUAACUCCAGCAGUGCUUUCCAGGUGGACGUUAUAGUGGAUCUACGGCCUCUGGGUGACGAUGCCCUGCUGCAUCGUGACAUAGUCUUGCUGCUCAAGUGCGCCAAGUCUGUCAACUGGGUCAUCAAGGCCCACAGUGUGAUUGGCAAGCUGAAUGUAGUGGCCUCUGACACUGUGAGUGUUAGUUCAAGUACACUGAUGCAAGUGUCAAAAUCCCCCAAGCAGCACUUGCCAUCAGGGUCACAAGCCUUAAUCAAGUGGGCAGGGGAGCAUGGCUACAGUGCAGUCACAUCUUAUACCAACACUCCUGUGGCUAACCACUUCAAUAUCAGACUAAGAGAGCCAGAUGUGGUGGAUCCUCUGGAGAGCAUGUUACCCCCAGAGCACUCCAUCCUGCUUGACUCCAGUCCUCAUCUAAGAGCUGGAACUGAUUCACGACGCUCCGGUUUGCCCUUUCCCUUCCCUCCACAUAUCUCUGACCCCCUGCCCUCCUCCUUCGACAACUGGCCCUGGGACAACGGAGAGCCUGAGGAGCAUCAGGGCGUUCUCAGUGUUGGCCACACUGUGCGGUGUGAGGACAAGAGGAUGGUAGUCAGCAUUGAUAAAGAAAGCCUGCAAGCAAAUGGGUUUGCUCAUGCCAACCUCACCCUACAAGACCCAGCUUGCAAAGCAACAGUCAAUGCCACCCACUACACACUGGAAACUCCACUGACUGGCUGUAUGACCACUGUAUAUCCCAUGCAGGGUAGCCCAAUGGCCCUCCACAUCAACUCUGUUUUGAGGAGUCAUGCUGAGACUAAGGAUGGGAGUGGUGGGCCGCUGGAUUAUGAUAAUCUGCAAUCUGGAGACGUGCUGUUCCCGAGGGAGUUAGAGAGGACCUUUACGGAGCCCAAAAAGCACCAGACGGUCAUAGUGUUCAAUUGCACGUACCGAAAGAACCAGGAAACCUCAGCAAAAUUUCCCAGGAUUUUACCAGGACCAGGGAGGCAACCAGUCAGCAAUGUGACAUUUAACAUGGAGUUGUACAACACACUGCCAUUCAACAACCCUUCACGCCAGCCUUUCUACACUGUUUCACAAAAGCAGGAAGUCUUUGUGGAGAUCACAUCAGCCACAUCAGAUCCGGAGCUGGGGUUCACCAUCAUAUCAUGCUUCAUUUCUCCCAACUCCAACCCCAAUGUGGUCUCAGACUACCCUCUCAUUGAGACAGUCUGCCCGACAGACGACUCUAUCAAAUACUAUCCUCAGAGGGACUUCCCUGUCCCUUACACUCAGGCGGAGAAGAAAAGUUUCAGCUUCACGUUCAACUCAAAGUUCAACAUGUCCCUUCUUUUCCUGCACUGCGAGAUGUCUCUGUGCUCCAAGAGAUCUCAGAGUAACCAACGACAACCGCCGUGCUUACAACCUAGCCAGACCUGUGAUUCUCUUACUCUGGACAAUAUCGUGGAGCUAAUGAUGAAUACCAAGACGUCUUCCAAGCCGCUGGUUGUGGUGGAUGGAUCUGGUCAACCAGACGAAACAGUAACUCCUCUUUACAAAUCAACUGAAAUCCCACAGGAUGCUUCUGAAGAUAAUACACUGUACGUGCUGGACACUCCAACAGUGGUGGGAAUCGCCUUUGCAGCCUUUGUGAUUGGGGCUCUGUUGACCGGAGCCCUGUGGUUUAUCUACUCACACACAGGUGAGACAGCUGUCACACAGCAGGUCCAGAAGUCCCAGCCGGCCUCAGAAAACAGCAGCGCGGCCCACAGUAUCGGUAGCACACAAAGCACGCCCUGCUCCAGCAGCAGCACGGCGUAGCCCAGGGCGCAACCCAGCGGGACACCAAGCCCUGCCAUGGCCCCGGACGGACCCGAUGGUUCACAGGGACCGGUUUGUUCAUCUCCUUCCAUGAAAGGAAUUAAUGUUGUUGAUGUGAUAGGAAGGGGAAAAAAGUAUGAUUUCAAAAAAGAACAACACAGUAACACUUUUGGUCCUUGUGUAAAUUCCUUUUGUACCACUUCAAGUGCGUCCAGGCAAAUAUACUAUCCUGGUGUUACUGGUCUGAAUAGUAGUGAGACCCAGCUUGGCGGCAUCACCUAAUUUUUAUUUCAAAAAACUAAUGUGAGUUUUCUCAAUCCAAAUGCUGCUUUUUUGUGACAACAACCCAGUAGUUUGCUUUGACCUUACAUGGGGAUAUUUAGGCUGUUUGUAACAAAAAGGUGUGCUCCAACUGCAAGAAAAGCAACCAGGCUGCAGGCAAGUCAGUAUUAGUAAGUGGGAUGUUAAUGGCUGGACUGUAACAUGUUGCCUUACAACGUGCAACCCUGAAGGUGGCAAAGGAGUAAAGCAACUAUUAUAAACAUGCGAACAAAAGUGCAGUAUGAACGGAAGUUGCCAUCUUGACACAGAGAGACACAAUGGCAGUGUAGGUUAUGAAUGUAGACAGAAAAGUAAAUGCCAGAAAAUGUGAAAGAAAAUGUGAAACACAUGUUUGAUAAAAUGCCCCGUUUUAUAAUGUACUCGUUCUUCCCUCAUAAUGGAAUUAUAAACACAGGUUUGUAAAACCAGUGCGUUCUGUAGUUAUAGUAAUUCAUUUGACUAGAUGGAGGUUCGAGUCUCAAUUUUAUUGAUGUUAUCCAAAUUCCCAGGGGCAUUAUGGGUUCCCUUUACCAGUCAUUGUUAAUGGAAUAGUUCAAUAUUUUGGGAAAUGUUUUUUUUUGCACAUAAUGCAAACAUUAGAUGAGAAGACUGAUACCUCUCUCAGUACUGAGCUUGAUGCAGGAGGCAAAUAGCCUAGCUUAGCACAAAGACUGCUGUUAAAAAAAAGUUGCUACGGUUGCAGAAAGAAAUACCUACUAUUGUGAGCUAACUCUUUCUCCCUGCUUCUAGUUUUUCUGCUAAGCUAGGCUAAUUGCCUCCUACAGUACCCCCAGCUCCAUACUCAAGGUACAGACAUCAGAGUGGCUUCAAUGUUCCUUUUUCACUCUGAAAAAUUAAGUGAAUAAGCAUAUUUACCAAAAUGUCAAAUUAUUCUUUUAAGACCUGUACAUGUUUGUGAAUAUUGUAAAUACUCCAAAAUGUUUUGAGGCAGGCAGUGUGCAAAUGAUGUUCUUGUACUUCUGGAUUAGACAUGAUUUAUCAGUGUGAGAUGCAAGUUCAUGUAAUAAGAAUCACAGAAAGACAGGAUAAACUUAGAGUAUGAUCUAAAGACAUCAAUUCAAAAUCAUGGCUUAGUAUAACUGAUGUAGCUUGGGUCCUACCGUUUACUCCUUUUCACUAGGGCUGCUUCUUUUUAAUAAUGAUUAAAAAAAUAAUUUUAUAAUAAAUUUUCCUUCAUUAAUAGCGUAACCAGCAAUUAUUGUUCUGCCAAUUCACUCAUUGAUUAUCAAUUAAAUGUUCCUUAACAAACUCAGCUAAUUGCCCUCUUAUCAGGCAGAGCCAGAGGAGGAGUAGAUUUUGUUAUAAUAUAAAGCCAACAGUGUCCAGUUUAUGGAUUUAUUUUGUGUGUGUUAUUCUUGACUGUAGCUAAUUGGAAUGGCCAUAUAUUUUCCUUUUUUCAUUUUUUUUUAACUGCAACACCACAACUAUACCCCACCGUCUCAGAAUAGUAUGAAUGUUUGCUGUAGUGCCCUCGUUUAACGUGUAUGUGUUUUUUUUAUCAGUGUGUGGGAAUAACUGGGCCCUUUGAAUCAGUGAAGGGAACUUUCCCUUUACCGAUUUACCAUAACAAGGAAAAUAGAAUGUAUGUUAUUAUUUUUUUUCUCUUCUUAUGUAAACAUGUGUAAAGCUUUCUACAGAGGGAACAGAGUCUAAAUAUAUAUUUGUGUAUAAAAUUAUAUUUUGGAAUAUAUUUACCAAGAGAAAUUUAUUGUCUUUUACGUAUGUGUGUAAUUACUGUGAAUUGUGUAUGUGCUCAUACAUAACACGCCUUUGAGGGGGUAUUUUUCAGUUUCAUUCUUAAAAGCUUCAUGACAUGUUUUAUGACACUUUCACUGAUGAAAAGGCAUUAUUCAUGUUGAUAAUACAAAAUGUUUUUUCUUUUUUUACUUAAACACCUUACAUUUGAAAAGGUACAGUCGUCAAUGUUAAGAGACUUUGACACUGUACUGACAUCAUGUUCAUUUACAUUUGAAAUGUUCAAUUGUUGUGAAUGUGUCAUAAAACGUGAUGAGUUUGUAAUGAAUAUGAUAUAUACAUGCUUUUCAAACCUUAUUAUAGUUUGUCAUCAUCUGAUUACUAUUUUGUAUCGAUAAUGUAUUUACUAAAAAAUAUGUUUCAUAUGAAGAAAAGAAAGAAUCUUCAAAAUGAAAUCUUCUUCAAUACAAACAUUACAACAUUCAAGAAAAGCUGUAGCAAUAAAUAUUAAACUAGAUUUUAACAUGGUUUUAGUAAAUGAUGGAGGACAUACCACACAAACUCAAUGUCCCUCCUCAGUUGUUGCAUUGUCACAACAAAAUCCGCUCCACAGACUUGUUUCGGCCCUUCUGCUGUUACAAGAAUGACACAAAUCCCCUUUAAAUAAUCAAAACAAAUUAAACCAAGGCUAAAGACGGCCACAGUUAAACCAAAAUGAAAUGUACAGUAUAUUAGGUGUGUAUGUAUUAUGUUAGAAUGCCGGGCGGAGAAAAUCCAGCAAUCCGUUUUUUUGUUCCUGGAAAGUUUUUAAUAACACUUGAGAAAUAUAUAUAAUAAAGUGUAUUUUCAUAUACUUUAAGUAAUAGAACCACUUGGUUUCAGUGCCACAAUAGAACUUGUUUUUUCAUCAGGCCUGUUGUCAAAUGUGUCAAUGUCAAAGCCUAGUUGGACAGUAAAUAUACAACAGUGAUAUGUAGUGCACUGUUGUUGCUAACAAGCAGUAUUAUUGCACGUGUACACUGUAUUCCACUGUGUGCAGGAUAGUGAAAGAUCCAUGUUUUUGCAGCGUGGAAAUGUGCCGCAGCCUAUAAUAAGUGGCCAUUGUGGGAUUAAAGCUUUUUAGUUUUGAGAUUUCUCUUAUCGACUGCGGCAAAUCUUUUUCCCAUGUGUAAUUAUCUCCUCCACCCCCCUCGUGUCACGCUGUUAAGUGGAUGAGCCUCAAGUUAUGUUCUGGAUCUAAUCUUCAUAUUUGAGAUAAUUUGGGAAUAUUUCACUCAACCUAACCAUGAAAUUCACGAGAGUUGCUGUUCAAAUAUCCAACAUUAUUCCUUGCCUUUUGUUCCAGUGCAUGCUGGGAAAUAGCUCCACCCCUCCUGCCACUCAUGACAGCGUCAUAUACAGAUAAUAUGCUAUCAAAAACAAAUUAUGAUGCUGAAUCAGAUAAAAUGAGUAACAUUGUUAUAGUACUAAAACAUACUUUCACUGUAUGAAUUAAAGGUAAUGCUGAACAGCUGUAAUUGCAGCCCAAAUCCAUAGCAUUAGUUAUUGAUUGUAUUUUUUUUAACCAUUUGACUACCUCAUAUUUGUGUAAGAAUGUGUGAUUUGUGUUCUACGUGUGUGAUGUUGUGCGUGGUUGUGAGUGUUUUCUGUGCCUAAAUUUGAACCCAAGAAAAGUUAAAAUGCUUAUAGACUAUUCUGCAGUUGGAUGAUUUGGGGCCGCUGCAUGGUUUUAUUGCAGUUUCGCAUUUAUUUGUCAAUCUCAAUGCAAAAAAUGAAGAGUUAAGCUUUCCCGUGUUGACCUUUCCCAUGAUGCCAAGAUGCCUUUUUGGGUGUUGUAAAUGUGUAAAACUUUGGUAAGCCAUUAUUUUUUCCUUUGGUUUUUGAAACUUUCUAUAUGCUGUAAAUAUGCAUGAUAUCUGUAUACCCAUUAUGUCAAAUAAAGAAUUCUAUAAUAAUGUAAAAAA
Molecule: messenger RNA, 6873 nt
Organism: Etheostoma cragini (Arkansas darter)
Lineage: Eukaryota; Metazoa; Chordata; Actinopteri; Perciformes; Percidae
Gene: tgfbr3
Product: transforming growth factor, beta receptor III
Exons: 17
Coding region: 350-2872 (840 amino acids)
Source: RefSeq, a predicted model, not a curated record